Egretta garzetta (little egret) is the source of this 2298-nucleotide messenger RNA. RefSeq names its product MAP7 domain containing 2 (gene MAP7D2). The coding region runs from base 1 to 2298 and encodes 765 amino acids. The transcript is spliced from 17 exons. Gene Ontology annotation, biological process: microtubule cytoskeleton organization. NCBI's taxonomy places the organism in Eukaryota, Metazoa, Chordata, Aves, Pelecaniformes, Ardeidae. The record is from RefSeq and is a predicted model, not a curated record. Gene Ontology annotation, cellular component: microtubule cytoskeleton.
AUGCUUGUUUGCUCUGACAAGAAGAAUCGGGCAUUUACACUGAGGAACUGUGCUUGGAGUUCGGCAGUAGGUAGGAAACUGUGCUCAAGAUCCAUUGAUGGAUUUCUAAAAACCGAUGAAAGACAAAGACUGGCAAAGGAGAGAAGAGAAGAAAGGGAGAAAUACCUUGCUGCUAGGGAACAGCAGAUACUGGAGAAAGAGAGGAGAGCAAAACUUCAAUAUGAAAAACAAAUGGAGGAGCGAUGGAGAAGACUGGAGGAGCAGAGGCAGAGAGAGGAGCAGAAGAGAGCAGCUGUUGAAGAAAAACGGAGACAAAAGCUUAAAGAGGAGGAGGAACGUUUAGAAGCCAUGAUGCGUCGGUCCCUUGAACGAAGCCAGCAGCUGGAACAGAAGCAGAAGCGAUGGUCGUGGGGAGGAGCACUGGCUGCAGGCUCAGGAGGGAGAGAUGGUGAAUCAGAAAAUACCCCACCCCCUGUUCUAGGUUUAGCUGCCAACACCCUUCCUCCAGACCCUGUGACCUCUACUGCUCCUGCUGAUUCCUUCAAUGCAUGUGACAAACUUUCAGCUUCUACAAUGAAUCUGCCAAAGCAAAUGGAAUCGCCAAUCAGUAAGCGCCUCUCCUCCUCCACAGCGGCAAUAACACAUUCCCCCGACAGAGCUCACCGCAUGCAUCUUAGUCCAAUGGAAAACUUUAUUGUUUCUCGACUGCUGACUCCCACACAGUCAUCUUUAGCCAGAAGCAGAAGUACAUUAAUGCUUUCUGAGCAAUACAAUAAUCCAGUAUUCCAUAUCUGUCCUCGUGUAGCACCAGCUAGUCCUCUUAAAUCUCCCUACAAGCCUUCCCCCACCCGAAGCACCGACAGAAAGAAGGCAACGUCACCCUCCACUUCUGAUGCCAUGAAAGGGGCGGCUGCAGCUGAAGUUACUCAGACUGAGAAGAUAAAGAAAGAGAAGCGACCCGCAACACCUGGUUCAUCAUCUGGUAUGGGAUCUCCUCUAAGAAGGUCUGAUUCUCCUGCUGCCAUGUCCAGAAGAUCCGCGUCACCUGCGACGCCUAAGACAGUUGCAAAGACUUAUCCUCAGUCUCCUAAAAAUGCCAAACAAUAUCCAGCUUCUCCUGUGAAGCAUCGUGCUACUUCUAAUCUCAGCCAGGAAACUCCUAAAAAGAAAGCAGACAAGGAGAAAGAAAACAUCAGUCAUCAAAAAUCCCCAGGAGCACGCACUGAUGAGGCCAGCCAGGUGGCUUCUGAGAAGCAUGUGCCUUCUCCAGGAAAGACUGAAAAUAUUGAAGGUAAGAUCACAGCAGGAACAACUGAUGCAGAAGAAGCCUCAAAAAUUCUAGCUGAAAAAAGACGACAGGCCCGCCUGCAAAAAGAACAAGAAGAAAGGGAGAGACAGGAAAGAGAAGAACGGGAGAGGCUUGAAAAAGAGGAACAGAAAAGAAAGGCAGAAGAAGAAAGACUUCGUCUAGAGGAAGAGGCUCGUAAGAAGGAGGAGGAAAGAAAACGUGAAGAAGAAGCAGCUAGAAAAAAGGCAGAAGAGGAAGCUAGGAGAAGAGCUGAGGAAGAACAAAUGCUGAAAGAAAAGCAAGAGAAAGAGCUCCAAGCCAAACUUGAGAAACAGAGGGAAGAAGCAGAAAUCAAAGCCCGUGAGGCAGCUGAACAACUUCGUCUCGAAAGGGAACAAAUCAUGCAGCAAAUUGAGCAAGAAAGACUGGAGCGGAAGAAGAGAAUAGAUGAAAUAAUGAAGAGAACAAGGAGGAGUGAAGCACCGGAAAUAAAGAAGGAAGAGCCAAAACUGGAGGUACCAUCAACUUUGAAUGUGGAAAAGCAGCCGAAGGCCCUUGUUCUCAACCAGCCAGAGAUCAAUGGAUUGGCAACCUGCCUGAAAAAUAAAAGCUUAGAAAGUGCUGCCUCUGUAAUCCCUUCCCAAGAUGCAGUUGCUAAUGGACUGAAGUCAGUUCCAGGACUUACUCAGCUGGAAGCUGUUGAUGGGAAAUCUAACAGCAUGGAAGAUUCAACAGAUGAGGUUCAGUCCAUGGAUGUGAGCCCAGUUUCAAAAGAAGAACUUAUCUCUAUCCCCGAAUAUUCACCUAUGAAUGAACUCAUGCCUGGUGUUUCUUUGGACCAAAAUGGGACAAGUAAUGCCAAGGCUCUUGAAGAUCUCUUGGAUUUCACAGGCCAAGCUACGUACUCCAAGAUGUCCAGUGAUACCAUUAGCCUAGAUGACUGUAACAAAAACUUGAUUGAGGGAUUUAACAGUCCAGGACAGGAAAAUACACUUAAUUCUAUCUGUUGA